Messenger RNA from Monopterus albus (swamp eel), 8783 nucleotides. It is a transcript of the gene grid2ipa, whose product is annotated as glutamate receptor, ionotropic, delta 2 (Grid2) interacting protein, a. The coding region runs from base 429 to 6680 and encodes 2083 amino acids. The record is from RefSeq and is a predicted model, not a curated record. Lineage: Eukaryota; Metazoa; Chordata; Actinopteri; Synbranchiformes; Synbranchidae. The transcript is spliced from 26 exons. Gene Ontology annotation, biological process: regulation of DNA-templated transcription. Gene Ontology annotation, molecular function: protein binding.
AGAGAGGGAAAGGUAUUUAUAGAAAAAUGGGGCUUUGCAGUACCUUUUCCUGCAAAGAACCAUUUCAUGAUCAGUGUGUCCCAGUUUCCUGAUCGUUGCUCAGCCAUAGGGUUUGGACUGGGGCUGGGGCUGAACCACCUCACCAGGCAUGGAGAGCCUGACUUUCAGAGGCUUUCCCCUCUCAUCCAACCUCCUCCUCAGCUACAGACUGCUGGUCCUAUGAUUGAGAACGGGGAGGUAUUGGCCUAUACAGAUGUGACCUUGUAGGUAUACUUCGUUUGCCGAGCUGGGUAGAGGCUUUUGGAGGCAGUGAGCUCAGGUGAGGAGCAGCACCAGGGUGUCUGAGGGCACUCUUGGGCUGCAGUGACCCCCGGGUGGGGGGUGAAGGGAGGCUGGCUGGAACGUGCCCUGCUGCAAGCAGGGCAAGGAUGAGGCGUUUCCUGAGCAGAAAAGGCCGUUUUUCCCUGCGUCAGAGCAAGUCCGGGACCCGGAGUGCCUCCAAAGAUUUCUACCUCGGUCUCCCAGCCACCAAUCAGAAUUGGCCAGAGGCAUUUGGCUUCCGGCUGGGUGGCACUGGACCCAGCUACAUCCUGUCCGUGGUGGAGGGUAGUAGUGCCUACCUGGCCGGCCUGCAGCCCGGGGACCAGGUGGUGGACAUUGAGGGCCAGGAUGUCACCAACCUCAGCACGCCAGCACUGAUUGCUCUGGCACAGACUCUCAAGACAGUACCGCCCAGCAUUGGAGUGGUGUCUCGGAUCGAACAGGUUGACAUCACCCCAGGCCCCGAUGGUCGUUUUGGCUUCACUAUUGUGGGAGACAGCCCUCUGAUGGUAGAGGACUGUGUGCCCAAUGGUCCAGCUGGUCGCAGUGGCCUCAAGGCCGGGGACUACGUCAUGGAGGUCAAUGGUAUCCCAGUGAAGCAUCACGAAACAGCAGCGGUCAUGAUCAAAGCAGCUCAGGGUCGACCUCUGCGUCUGGGCGUGCUUAGUAUGGCCCGGAGGCCCAAGCGGCUGAGCAGCAGCAUGAGAGUGCUGUCACAGAGCGGGGACAGUGUCCGGGAGAGUCGUGCCCAUAAGGCCAUGGAGUUCAAUAAGAAGGUGGAGGAAGUACUGGGAGAGGAGCCAGAUGUGAAGGAACAACUCUUUGAAGUGCUGAAGCAGUAUGCUGCUGAGAGGGAUGUGGAGAGUCUGGCUGAGGCCCUGCCUGAUAUCCUGAUCACGGAAGAGCAUCAACAGCUGAUUGACAGCGUCAGGAUCUUCAUUCCCAAGAAGCACCGGGAGCGUUUUGACGAGGUUGUUUCCCAGAGCCUUAUGAGCCGGCUCAAGGGGCGGAGCUUCAGUGACCCUAGCCGUAAUCGCCUUCGCCGCAGCCGUAGUGAGGAUCACCCCGAGCGCCUUCUGGUCUCCACCCGUGCCAGCUCAGUGCCACGCACCCACACAGAAGAGGGCAUGGUUCCCCCUGCCCGUGGCAUGCGCAAAACCACUUCACUCAUAGCCGGCCACUCCGGUGGCACAACUACCAACUGCAGGACAGUCCGGGUGUGCAAGGGCAACAUGAGUUUUGGCUUCACUCUCAGAGGCCAUGCUCCGGUGUGGAUCGACUCUGUCGUCCCUGGAAGCCCUGCAGACAAGGCAGGUCUAAAACAAGGAGACCGCAUCCUGUUUCUCAAUGGACUGGACAUGAGGACCUCCUCCCAUGAGAAGGUGGUGUCCAUGCUUCAGGGCAGUGGUGCCAUGCCCACUUUGGUAGUGGAGGAAGGUGCAUCUUCUUUCACCCUGGCAGAGCAAGACCUCGCAGGGAGCGGUGUCCCCACAGAACGAUGCAGAUCCCCCGUGCUCAGCUCCCUGCAGUGGGUGGCAGAGAUUCUGCCUCCCAGUAUCAGGGUUCAGGGGCGCACCUUUGGACAGCAGCUGGAGCACCUGCUAACCAUCCAGGAGAGGUACACCAUCUGCAAGGCUUUGGAGAACUUCUUCCAGCACAGGAAUGUUGACACACUGAUCGUGGAUGUGUUUCCGGUGCUGGACACUCCAGCCAAACAGGUGAUCUGGCAGUUUGUUUACCAGCUGCUGACAUAUGAGGAGCAAGAGCACUGCCAGAGCAAGAUCUCACGCUUUCUUGGAUACAAAGUACCAGUCCCACCACCACCACCUCCCCCUCCUCCAGAGCCUGAGGUUGCCCCUGAACCCCAUCGCCGUAGCAGCUCCAUGAGGGUAACGGGGACCACAUACAGGAGUAGUGUGAGGGGACGUAGCUCUGACGAUUUGGUCAUUGGCACACACUUGGGCAUGGGUACAGGCCUCCGUGUAGAGCCAGCGCUGGAGACAGGGAUGAGGCUGGUCCCAGGAGAGAGACAGUCAGGAGAUGGCACCUCCCUUCCUGAGACUCCUAAUAAUCUUGCCAAUCUGUCAGCAGUGUAUGCUGAACUGGAGAACAUGUAUUCAGCCAAGAGGUCCAAGUCUCUGAAGAGUCGUCCCCCUCCUGCCCCUGAGAGUUUGUUGGAUCUGGAACCUGCUUCAUGCACCUCCACCCCUACAAUACAUGCUAACACAGGUAGCCAUAAAGGCCCACCUACAUCUUGGACAGAGCCUCUCCCCAGCCCCCCUUCAGCUCAGUUCUACCCACCAGGGCUGACAAGCCAGACCAGUGGGGAGUCCAACCCCUAUAUCAGCUUGGACAGCCCCCCACCCUCACCUCCAGACCCUCCUGACUACCCAUCUAGCCCUCCAGCCCAAUACCUCAGCAAACGACGUUACACUUUUUCCAAACCACCACGCUCAGAAGACACAGAUCGCUUUUUGGAUGCACUGAGUGAGCAGCUGGGACAGAGGGUGGCCAUCAUGGAUGAUUUCCUGACUCCUGAGAAUGACUAUGAAGAGGAUGUUGUGCAGAUGGGCUUCCCAGAUGAGGAGGAUGAGGAUAAUGAAGAAGAGCUGGGGGUGGACGAAGAAGAAAAUGGAGGAUUUGUGGCCCCAGAGCUGAGCAGCCCAAGUGAUCUUCAAAGCAGCAGUGGAGAAGAGAAUGCCUCCUCCCUCACCUACUCCUCUUCCUCUGACCACAUCCCUCCUCCCCCCAUGACCCCUCCUCCACCCCCACCUGUUCAGUUCAAUGACCCACCUCCUCCCCCUCCAGCAGCAGAUGUUGUGCAGAUGGGCUUCCCAGAUGAGGAGGAUGAGGAUAAUGAAGAAGAGCUGGGGGUGGACGAAGAAGAAAAUGGAGGAUUUGUGGCCCCAGAGCUGAGCAGCCCAAGUGAUCUUCAAAGCAGCAGUGGAGAAGAGAAUGCCUCCUCCCUCACCUACUCCUCUUCCUCUGACCACAUCCCUCCUCCCCCCAUGACCCCUCCUCCACCCCCACCUGUUCAGUUCAAUGACCCACCUCCUCCCCCUCCAGCACCCGCACAAGCUCAGCCUCAGAGCCAACAGCAGCAACAGCUUAGCUACUCCCCUGAACACUCCCCAAGAUCCUAUGUGCCUGUCCGACGGAAAUCUGGUCCCCCUCCCCCACCUCCACCCCGCAACAAUCCACCACCUAAACGCCACUCUUUACAUAAAGUGCUGCCUACGAGAGAGGACCUCCAGGUCCGUGCUAACAUAGAAGAGCUAAAAGCCUACCAAGAAAAGCAAGUCUACCAGGAAAGACAAUCCAGUGAGGAGCAACAGGCAUAUAAAGAGAGGCAGGCAUAUGAAGAGCAGAAAGUCUCGGAAGAACAGCAACUGUUCCAAGAGCAGCAGCAGGCCUUCCAGGAACAACAGGCCUAUCAUGAGAAACUUGUCAAAGAGAGACAGGCCUAUGAGGAGCAAAAAACUUUUGAAGAGCAACAAAUGUACCAAGAGCAACAAGCUUACAAAGAAAGACAAGAGUACGAACAGCGUCAGACCUACCAGGAACAAAAACCAUAUGAACAGCGUCAAGCAUACAAUGAGCAAAAUGCAUUUGAGGAUCUGCAAGCCUAUGAGGAGCUUCAAGCCUAUGCAGAGCAACAGGUGUAUCAAGAACGGAUGCACCAGAUCUACCAGAGCCACCAUUCGAUGCCAACACAGCCAACACAGCAGAAAGUACACUCAGCACUUCCUCUUCAGCAGAUGCACCAGUCCUUACCCCCACUCCCUUCUUCAGACUCCAUCUAUCACCACAACCAUCCUCUCUAUGUGAUGCACCAAGCACAGCAGCAACAGGCCCACCAGAGUCAUCAUCACCGACGGCUGUCUCGCUCAGCCCCACCUCCACACCAACCAUCACCCCAACCCACAUCCCAUCCUAGCCAACAAGGUGCGUAUGCUGAAGGCAUCUAUCAAAGCCGUCAGGGCUUGAGACCUCAGCCCCACCAUUCUUCAGCAGAGAUGCUCCACCACAGGCACCAAGCCCCAGACCAUCAUUCCUCUGCCGAAAUGCUCCACCGGUUGCAGCAAUCCCAGGUCCACCGCUCAUCCGCUGAGAUGCUCCAGCAGAUGCAGCAAUCCCAGGCCCACCGCUCAUCCGCUGAGAUGCUCCAGCAGAUGCAGCAAUCCCAGGCCCACCGCUCAUCUGCUGAGAUGCUCCAGCAGAUGCAGCAAUCCCAGGCCCACCGCUCAUCCGCUGAGAUGCUCCAGCAGAUGCAACAAGUAUGUUCCCACUACUCAUCUUCAGAAAUGCUUAAUCAAAUACAAAAAUCCAAGGCCCAUCAUUCUUCAACAGACCUUUUACACCAAGCUCACGAAAUGCAGCAAAUAAAGCCUCACCACUCGUCAACAGAACUUCUCCAUCAAGCUCACCAGAUGCAACGGGGUCAACCGCACCAUUCAUCCACUGAGCUGCUCCAUCAAAUGCACAAACCUCAGGCACACCACUCCUCCACAGAGCUUCUGCAUCAAGCACAGCAGGAGCCUGCCUCCCUUUCAGUUCAGCAAAACCGGGACAGCCACUCCCAUCAGAGCCACAGAAGUCUUAAAGAGCAUCUUCAAACCCAAGUGUCACCUCAAGUGAGACAUCAAGAGCAGCAGAUCCAUCACCCACAGCCCACCAAACCAUCUCCCCAGAGACCCCACUCUAUCCAGCAAACCCACCGCCACUCCAGCACACCUCAGAUCCAUCACAUCCACCACAUGACACCACAGCCUCCUCUGCAGGACUACCAACACCAGAUUCAUGUCAUCCACCCUCCCCAGCAGCCCCACAAGCCCCAGCCCCUUCUCUCCACCUUUCAGCCCCUCCAGACGCACCAGCCCACCCUCUCCACUUUCCAGCCUCUGCCCCAACACCACCAGUUACAGCAUCAAGUCCAGUCCUCUACCCAAACUGCACGUCCUCAGUCCCAGCCCUCACAUCACCUGUUGCAGUCCCAGCACCAGCCACAACCCCAGUCAUCCUACCAUAAACAGCCACAUGGCCAGAAUCAGCCCCAGUCUCUCUCCCAAUCUUUGUCUGAUCCCUCAGAGUACCUAGAGCCCCCUCCUCCUCCACCCCUGCCCCCACCCUGCUCCCCUCCACCAUUGCCAAGGCCCACUCUGUCGAGGAUGGACUCCCACCACAUGAGUGUGAAGAGGCUGCGCUGGGAGCAGGUGGAAAAUUCAGAGGGAACAAUUUGGGGACAGUUGGGAGCAGAUUCUGACUAUGAUAAACUGCAUGACAUGGUGAAGUAUCUGGAUCUGGAGCUGCACUUUGGGACACAGAAGAGUUCCACACCUGCUCCAGAGCCAUCCUCCCAGCUAGAGGCCUUCAAGAAGAAAGAUGUGAUAGAAAUUCUGUCCCAUAAGAAGGCCUACAAUGCUUCCAUCCUGAUAGCCCACCUGAAGCUGUCUCCUGGGGAGCUGCGUCAGGUGCUGAUGAACAUGGCCACUGAUAGACUGGAGCCAGCUCACAUCAAACAGCUGCUGCUGUAUGCCCCCGAUGCUGAGGAGGUCAAAAAGUAUGAAGAGUACAGACAAGACUGCAGCAAGCUCAGUGAGCCUGACCAGUUUGUGUUGCAGAUGAUAUCGGUACCAGAAUACAAGAUGCGCCUGCAGAGCCUCCUCUUCAAGGGUUCUCUACAGGAGAAGACAGAGGAGCUGAAGGCAGCCUAUGAUUGUAUCUACAAGGCCUCCAUAGAGCUCAGGACCAGCAAGAAGCUGGCUAAGAUACUAGAGUUUGUGUUGGCGAUGGGAAACUACUUGAAUAACACCCAGCCUCAAAUCGGCAAGACUACUGGCUUCAAGAUCAACUUCCUUACAGAGCUGAGCGCAACUAAAACGGUAGAUGGAAAGUCAACAUUUCUGCAUAUUCUGGUGAAGUCACUAUGUCAACACUUUCCUGACGUGUUGGAUUUUUCCAAAGAUCUUUCCACGGUUUCUCCUGCAGCCAAAGUCAACCAGAGGACAAUCACAUCAGACCUGAAUGACCUUCAUACAACCAUUCAGGACAUUCGCUCAGCCUGCCAAAAGAUGCCUGCGACUGCUGAGGACCGUUUUGCUGUUGUCAUGAGUAACUUCCUAGAAAACAGUCACCCAGCAGUCCAGUCUCUGGAGUCCCUGCAACAAAGAGCAACGGAAGAAUUCAGCAGAACUGCCACUUACUUUGGAGAAGACAGCAAAGCCACAAACAAUGAGGCCUUUUUUGGCAUCUUUGCUGAAUUCAUGAGCAAGUUUGAGAGAGCUCUCAGUGAGAAUCAGGCUGUAGAAACCGUGAAGAGCCCCAGGAGUCCACGAAUGGCCUCCCCACUAGCCUGGUAACACAUACACACACACACCUGAAGUUGACCACACUGUAUAUAUACACAUCCACAGACAUUCUGUGUGCAGAUAGUGUAUAUACAUGGAUUCAUAUUCACAAAUGCCCACAGAUCAUUCAAUGUGUAUUUUUGAGCAAAAAAAAAGUCUAUGUAUUUGUGUAUGUGUUUUUGUUUCAUCUCAAAGGAGAUGCAAUCAAAGAUGUGUAAUUUUGCAUUAUACCAGUGGUGUAGUGGUGUAAUGAUGUAACAUCCUUUCAUAAUAAACCUAGGUUUUUGUUGAAGUCUAAAGCUUUAAUGGCAGAAACUGCUGCACAGAACACAGUAUUGGCUGUCAUGGUAUCAAAGUUUUCUUCCUUUAAACCCAAGUUAGGUCGCCUCUGUAACUGUAGUAUAAUAAUAAUAAAAUCAUACAUAGAUUUACAAAAACAAAUGUUAUCCUGAAAUCGAUGUGUAGCAGUUUUCCUACUAGGUGGCAUGUUCUGUAUUUUUGUAAGCUGCCCACCACACUGAAUGUAAAAGACGUUUGCUACUGAUUGUCAAUAAUUUUCUUAAGUAAAUACUCGGACAUUAGCUGUCCUGAUGAUGGAUUGUUUCAUUUAAUGUGUCAUUUAUACUUCCAUUUUAAUGGAAUUUCUUAUCAUAUCAAUUGUAGCUUUAUGAACUUUCCUUUCCUAAAUGGUAUCGCUCUUGUAUCAUACUAACUUCUACCAAACCUGUACAUAUGAAACUAUGUCACUGGGAACUUGGCACUUGCUAGGUGUUUUUUUUUAAAGGACAGUUUUAACUGUGGCUCAAGUCAGUAAAAUAUUGAAGUGUGAAUCUGUGGCGGUCACAGUGGGCAGUGUGCAAUAUGUGAAUGUUUAGCUAUAUACCAUUUAUACACAUUAAGCUCUAACAGAGACGUGUUGGGACUUUACAGAAAGAGAGCGACUGUAAUGGCAAUAUAUGAGGUACUUUGUUACUUUCAUGUUUCACCCAGAAAGUUCUUUGAUUGAUUUUGUUAUUCGUACUGAGCAGGACUGUUUGGACCACGAUGUUAACUUUAGUGUAGCAGAGGCAGCAUUUGACAUAAUUAAGAACUAACAAUACAUCAUAUCAGAUUCUCAGAUAUACCAGUACUUUGUAAAAACCUUAAGCUUCAAGUGAUAUGUUUAAAUGUGCAGCUAGUAAAAGCUUUGUUUUCUAAUGGUACAAUAUAAGUUGUUUCUUUUUCUGUUUAAAUUACAGAAUGUAAACCUCUAAAACAUUGCUGUCUGUUUAAGGCCUAUGAAGUGUUAAGUCUGUAUUUUGUAUGGUAUCCUACCCCUAUAAAGAGUCAUAUGAAAUCUCUCAUUGCCUUCCUGACUGUGUUCAAGAUUUCUCUAGUGGUGUGCUCAUGAAGGUGGGUCGUCUUACAAAGAAAUUAUACUGUAUGCAUGGGUGUAUUAUUGCCAGUACACAGGGAAUUGCAUCAAGGUCUCAUACACGGCUUUACAAUUCCUGCAACCGCUGUUUUUACGACUUGCUUAUUACAGCUGACAUGCCUGGUAUUGCUUCAAUCAGUUUAUCUGCUGCAGCAGAAUGACUAUCGGCCUCCCACUUACUUUGUUUUAAUAUAAUAAUGUCACUGUCCACCUCUUCUUUUGUCGUAUUAGGGAAAAAUGUAACUUAUUCAGCAAUCGAUUUAACUUUUCCAUUGGUAACAGGAGGUGUUGUGCAAACACCACUUUGUGAAGAGUAACAAAUCACUUACAUUUUAACUAAUCCUUUUACUACACAAUGUGAAAGUGGAGUUUGAUCUCUUGGCAAGUCGACGAAGCUGCAAAGCAGACACAAGUAAUUCAGGUAAUUUCUGACAUGCAGUGUUGUCCAAGCCAGACAACACAGCUCAAGACAGUCCGGCUGGAGUGGUACACAGUGUGACCGCUUACUGAAAGGUGAGUUUAAUUUACUAGAUAACUGUCCAGCACACAGCUAGUAAGAAUGAGCUGUAGCUUUCAGUGCUAUUAGAAUUACCGUAAAAUAUCAGCCAUUUUAUCAUUUAAAUGUGACUCAGUAAAGUUUAUUUUUAUGCCACCUUUUAAGAGCAAGUGUCACAAAGUGCUUCUCAAGUCAGUUGUGUUAA